AUGAGUUGGUCCCCUCUCGGUCGCCCGAUUCGUGUCGGACUGUUUGAGCACGAUCCCGACGCUUUCAAUUGUUUUCGGCGGAUGCCGAGGAAGCCAUGUGCCAAACCGGGCGCCGAAAUGGAAAUCAUCGACAUGGUCAUGAAGAUUCUCGAUUGGCAAUGGGAAGUGAUUGAUACUGAAAAAGAGUUCAAUGUUGUCAACGAUUUCGGCGACUUGCAACCCGAUGGAAAUAUUAGCGGAAUUCUUGGCCUUCUGGCAAAAGACAAGAUUGACAUGAGCGGAUUGUCGAUGAGAAUCACACCAUCUCGAAUGAAGUUCGCCCAUUUCACAUUUCCAAUUCGAUAUUUUCAACAAGUUUAUAUCGUCCGAAGGCCGCCGGAAAACGAUUUUCGAAACAUCAUAUUUGCUCCGUUUACGACUCAGAUGUGGUUUCUUCUACUCGCCACAAUUCUAGCCGUCUCGUCAAUGCGAUUUGCUUGCGCUCUCUAUUGGGACAGUCGCGUUGGCUCGAAAUUCAACAUCUAUUUCAGCAGUGUUCUCGAAACCUUUGGAUUAAUGCUCAAACAACGAGUCCAAAGUCCGACAGUGGUGUCGACUAUGUUCCUUGAAGGAUGUCUGAUACUGGCGAUGAUGAUAACCGCCAACUACUAUCAGACAACGAUGAACUCGUUGCUAACGGCGCCGCCGUCGUCAAGAAUCCCAUUUUUGCAUCAGGCCCAACUCAUCGAUCAAUUGGAGCACAAGAAGACCUAUUUGACAUACUAUUUCAAUUUGACGCUGGAAGGAUCGAAUACGAAGAAUGAGAAAGCUAUCAAACGAGCGUUGGCCUACAAUCCGAUAGUGGUACGAGGAAGGGAAUCCGAGUUGGUUAAAGAGAUCAAACGAGGAGGUGUAUUCUAUUCGACAUACGAUACGGAAUUUCUGCCGCAAGCGGUGAGCACAUGGGACAAACGGCAAGAGCUUACCGUCAUCCGCGAUACAACAGGAAUCGUGAGCUAUGUGGCGUUCGGCUUCAGCAUCAACAAUCCGAAAUUGUGCAAGAUGUUCAACAAGGCGCUCAUCAAAAUUCUGCCCGGUGUCUCAACGAUCACACUUGGUCCCGGCUAUGGGACUCGCAAGCAGUCGGAAGACAUCACCGUACAGGUGAAAAAAACUCGGCUCAGCUUGAAGAAGCAUCUUGAGCAAAUAUUUUAUAUAUUCCUCAUUGGAAUGGGAAUAUCGAUUGUUCUUUUUAUGCUGGAAAAACUCAUUUUUCGAUUUAAUGUUAUUCGAAAGCAGGCGAUAUAUCAAGUGAAUCGACGACAAUCAGAAGAAGAAAUUGAAUGCACUUUCACACCGCUUCCUUAUACAUGA
Messenger RNA from Caenorhabditis bovis, 1353 nucleotides. The record is from the annotation of a GenBank genome assembly. NCBI's taxonomy places the organism in Eukaryota, Metazoa, Nematoda, Chromadorea, Rhabditida, Rhabditidae.